CUGUUUUUCAGAAGGGAAGCAGCAGGAGCAAUAACUGCUAAUGCUUCUCUGAACCUCUGCGGACAGAUACAUAAACCCCGAGCACGGGUUAUCUCAGUUCAUGUUCUUAACAGCCACGUGGAAGAGGAAUCACUGUUAUUUUCCAUCUCGCAGACAAAGAACCUGGUGCUGAGGGAGGUGGAGUACCUUUACCCUGCUGGUACAGCUGGUCAGUGACUACCCGGGAUUUGAAGCCAGUUAGACUGGCUCCAGCAUCUUGACCAGGUUGCUGCAGAAUUAAGGCUCUGGCUUCUAUCCAGCUGAAUGACUUUGAAGAAAAUAUUUGUUGUGGCCUUAGUUUCCUCGUCUGUAAAAGAGAGGGGUGUGUAAAGUGAGCUUCAAGAUCCCCACCAACUCUACGGGUCCAUUGCCAAAUCAGUAUCUAUCCAUCACAUCUAUGCUACUGUUGUCAUUCAUUGAUCCAGUGAACUACAGGAAGUGAAGGGGUGGAGUGGGAUGGGAGGGGAUGGGGAGCUUGCUGGUUCUACACCAGUGUCUCCCUAACAGGCGCAGUGGCUCCAACCGCAGCAUCAUGCCCAGACAAGUAGGAUAGCGGGUGAUUGCAGCAGUGAGAUGGAAUCAGGGCCACUUUUAGCCCCAGUGGCUGCCCUGGGUUGAUCUGUUAUUCGGACCAGUAACUUUCCCCCAGAAGCAUCCUUACUGCAUUAACCUGCAACUGCUCGCCAUUUCCUGAGUGCUGGCGGCACCUGGCACAGGUGAGCGCUGAGAAUCCCUGUGUAAUGUGACCAGACCUGCUGGGCGUCUCUUCCUGGUUCCCCUGCAUGACACUGACUGAUACUUCCAGGAAUUCUGCCGCUGCCCCCAAGCCUUUGUUCUCUCUUCAGCGUGAGGAAGUGGGAGAGGGGGUUGGGUGAAAAGGAGACUCCUUUGAGCUCUGUGAAAUGAUCUCCAACCUGAAGAUGUCAGGGUUUUGGAGAGAUGGCUAGUCACUCCACACUCCGUAGACAAUCCUGUGCCAGCAACUCCAGUUACCUGACGCUCUGUGUGAAAUGGGAACCACUUUUGCUCUCUGGGAAUAAUGACUAUCACGUUCCCCCCUGGCAGGCAAACUAAGGUAUGUUUAUUUCACUUAGGCCUUGACCCCGACCCUUUCAUGUUAAAAGUCACUCCUAGAUUCCUUCUGCCCUCACCUCAUGCCCCCCAAGUCUAAUUCUGAUUUCCGUCUUCCCAGAGCCUGCACGUUCGCAUACGUGCCAGGCGACACCAUCAGCAACUGCCUGAUUUAAUCCAGAGACCUUCACCUCCCUCACCAUCUUCUUCUUCCCUCCGAUAAUUUACUUAGGUAUGUCGCAAGGGUGUUCUUCCUUAUCUGUGUCUGUAUGUGCCCAGUAGAGAUAACUCUGAAAUGGAAAGAAGUGGCAGAGAAACAGGAAGAGAAAGAAACCCGAGGAGCCAAAAUCCUCAGUGCGGUGGUUUCCAAGAACUGCUAGCCGCUUGCGGGGUUAAUUGGAAAAAGUAGAACCACUUAAUUCAAAGAAGGCAAGGGGGACGCGUGAGAAGAGACGGGAGAUGCGAUCGAUCGGCUUAGAUGGGAUGGAGGGGGUGGGGCGAAGCCGGAGAAACAGCCCGGGAGAAAGGAGACGUCAUUCCGGACCAGAACGCAAUUUGCUGAGACCCGCUGGCGUCUUGUAUGCAAAUGACCAGGGCUUCCCGGAGGCCGGGCUGAGCCGGGCGCGCUCGGCGGCUCGCCGGAGUCAGCGCCGAGGCCUGAAGCCCAUCGGCGGGGAGGGAAGCAUCUCCGGCCGUCGCCGAGGGAGGAUGGACGCGACCCAGAAGCGGAGAAAAAAUGAGGAUUAAAGCACUCGGGGGAAGGAAGCCCUCUUGAGAAGCUGUCGAAAUUCAAGGCGGGCAGAAGAGGUCAAUUCGACCCUCUGACCCUUGUGGUUUCAGGGACCCCUCGAUUCUCCAUCCUUGGUGAGAGAGUCCUUCUCCAGGGAAGUGAAAAUAAUGAACUUUUGGAGGUAUUACCUUUUUGCUUCCACUGUGUUCAGUGUGGUGAUUUUUGUGGUCCUUUACAAUAGCCAGUUAAGCUCGCCAAAAAGUUAUGGGAAGCUGAACAGUUCCAGUGAAAGGUAUUUUCAAAUACAUGCCUGUAAUUACGCCUUAGAAGACAAGUCACCCUUUUUGUGGGAAAAGACAUUGCCAUCACCGGUGGGAAGUGUCCCUUGCAAGGACUACCUGACCCAGAAUCACUACAUCACAAGCCCCCUGUCAGAAGAAGAAGCUGCGUUCCCCUUGGCAUAUGUCAUGGUUAUUCACAAGGACUUCGAUACUUUCGAAAGGCUCUUCAGGGCUGUCUAUAUGCCCCAGAAUGUCUACUGUGUGCACGUGGAUGAGAAAGCCACCGCUCAUUUUAAGAAAUCUGUGUGGCAGUUACUGAGUUGCUUCCAAAAUGCUUUUCUGGCUUCCAAGGCAGAGCCUGUGGUCUACGCAGGAAUUUCCAGGCUCCAGGCUGACCUGAACUGCCUGGAGAACCUGAGGACCUCAGAGGUGCCGUGGAAGUACGCCAUCAACACCUGCGGGCAAGAUUUCCCCCUGAAAACCAACAGGGAAAUCGUUCAGCAUCUGAAAGGCUUUAAAGGGAAAAACAUCACCCCAGGGGUGCUGCCUCCCGAUCAUGCGAUUGGACGGACCAAGUAUGUCCACCGAGAGCACCUGAACAAAGGUGGCUCUUUUGUGAAAAAUACUUAUAUUUUAAAAACCUCACCUCCACAUCAGCUGACCAUCUACUUUGGCACUGCCUAUGUGGCACUCACCAGAGAGUUUGUCAACUUUGUCUUCCAGGACCAAAGGGCCAUUGACCUCCUACACUGGUCAAAAGACACAUACAGCCCUGAUGAACAUUUCUGGGUAACACUUAAUAGGAUUCCAGGUGUCCCCGGCUCCAUGCCAAACGCGUCGUGGGCCGGUAACCUCAGAGCCAUAAAGUGGAUGGACAUGGAAGAUAAACACGGAGGCUGCCACGGCCACUACGUCCACGGCAUUUGUAUCUAUGGAAACGGAGACUUGAAGUGGUUGAUUAAUUCAUCAAGCCUUUUUGCCAACAAGUUUGAGCUCACGACGUACCCCCUUACUGUGGAAUGUCUUGAACUGCGGCUUCGAGAGAGAACCCUCAAUCAGAGUGAAGUUGCGAUACAGCCCAGCUGGUAUUUCUAAUCUGCUGCAGCUCAGGGCUGGAGGGAAAUUGCAGCUGGGAAGGAGAGCCUUUCUUUGGGAGAGAACUUUGCCUAGAGUUAAAUGAACAGUUUGAGGACCACAGUUACGGCUUCAGGACCCGACUACACUAUUACAUAUUAAAAUACCUACUGGACACUGUGAAAUGCACUAUCAGGAUGGUUGCACAGAGUGAUCCCGGUGCUCUGGUCACACUGGCAGUUUCCUGAGGCUCCCCUCUGUAUCAGGCUAAAGUUUUGAUCAAUGAUAAAUGUAACUGUCAUCAGAUCUUUGCAUCGGAUACUCAUGGUAGAUAAAUGCUCUAAUGAAAAGGAGAAUUGUAGGUAGUACUGUUUAGGAAAAUAAGAAUUGGGUGUCUUUGAAGAAGGAAUCUUUCAUAACAGAUCGAUAGCCACACAUUAACGGACACUCCUUCUCUUUGCUCAACCGCACUUAGGCGUAGAAACCGUUUUCUGAGUAACUCACCAAACUCCUUUAAAACUUGACUGAGAACGAGAUCUUGUUCCUGCGUUGCAGCAGCAGCACUUUCCAGUUUCCUGUGUCUUAGGUUCUUUCUAGAAUGUAAAGUCGUUCGCAGGAAACAGAAUUGAAGACGGCAGUCACUGCCUGCCACUUCAGUAAAAGGACCCCGCGAAUCAGUUUCUUGAUGAUUUGUCAGAAUGUGCUCCGAUCCCUCUUGCAUCAUUUUCCAUUGAGAACAAGGAAGAGUUCUCGAAGAAUGAAGAUAUUCCUCCAAGACAGGAAUUGCAUAGGAAUGGUUGCAUAGGAGAGUGAAUUACCGUCCUUCUCUGCUGCCACCCCUCGCCCCCACCAAAGUGAUGUUACCUGCAACAUGGAGACCGAGUUGUAGCUGUGAGCCCUUCAGGAAUCCAGAAUGUUCCCCGGUAGCUUUGUCAUGCCUGGUGCUGAUAGGGGUGCCUGGGUUUUUAAGAGCUUUCACCUGUGGGCGAAACUCUCUGUCACUUACCUUUUGUCCCAUUCGCCCAUCCAAUUCAUUCAUUCAGGAGUCAGUCAAUAAGCAUCUCCUGGGUGUCUGUUAUACAGCUGACACAUGCAGAGACAAGGAGGAGGAGAAAAUCAGAAGCUGUUUCACUCUAAACAUCUUGGCAGUAACGUCACUGUUGGAGAGGCUGCUCUAAGAGAGUCUAGAAUCUGGUUGUGUUUUAUUAACGCACGCAUGUGCGGGGUUGCCGGUUGUGAUAUCGAGCCGAGGGCAUCGUCAACUACACAGUGAGGUCUAAAUCGGGGAUUAUUCCCGAGAGAGAAGUGGGGGACGAGGCAGCAGCUGCAGCGGAUUGCGUUCUAGGUGUCCUGCCAGCAACUUGACACCUCAUUGCCUUCCAGCGUCACGGCUCUCUUGUGAAGCUCGCGUUGAUCGCCCCAUUUUGCAGGUGUAGUUAGUGAGGCUCAGACAGGGUGGUCGUAAGCACUAGGGAACAAGUUCUCUGAAAAUCAGGAUUCCUUUCCUGGUCUGCUUAGCUCAUUGCCUGAGGUGGGCCACUGGGAGAAGGUGACAUAAAGCCAUAUUUAGUAUAACAGAUUGGCUUCAGUGUUAAUAUUUGAAGAAAGAUCUUGUCACCUCGGGAGAAUGUGAAGUCUACUUUUGUACUCCGCUAUCUAUUGAGUGCCGUAAUAUUUAUUCUAAUGAAAAACAGUGACUACAACUCAUGGUACACUUAAUGAAUGCAAUUUUAUUAUUUUUUUCUGUCCUUGUGCCUGUUGAAUGUUGGUUACAUUUAAGGGAAUGACUUUGAAGUAAAGCCUUCUUUUCUCCUGCUACUGAAAACAAUGAAACUGUACUGGGUAAUGAAAUGUCAAAGGGUAGGGAAUACACCCAGAGCUAAUGGUAGAAUCGAAACGUCACCGUUUUUUGUUUUUUCCAGCUUAUUUACAUGACGCCCCCUGAGAAGAAGGAAUGUUUUAUACUGGAUCUUUCUCAUGUGGAACAAGAAAUCUUUUGGAAUAGAUGUUUACAUGUCCAUUGCUGGUCAUUUCUUCUAUGUCUGAAGUGCUUUAAUAUUGGAAGAAUGUCGUGUUCGGACUAGUGGGUUUAGGCUAGCCCAUGAGAUGCCUUUGUUUUGAUGACGUUCCACGUUGUUUUCUUGGAAAUAAAUUAAUAUAUUGUUUUCCA
Molecule: messenger RNA, 5365 nt
Organism: Vicugna pacos (alpaca)
Lineage: Eukaryota; Metazoa; Chordata; Mammalia; Artiodactyla; Camelidae
Product: glucosaminyl (N-acetyl) transferase 2 (I blood group)
Biological process (GO): transforming growth factor beta receptor signaling pathway
Cellular component (GO): membrane
Molecular function (GO): acetylglucosaminyltransferase activity
Source: RefSeq, a predicted model, not a curated record